GCCAAAGUGAACGGUCAGUUCAUGGGUGGAGAUGCCAUUACUGGGCGGGUGUUUUUUGGAGAGCAUUUCAUCCUGAACUGCUGCUGUCCUAAAGGAUUUUUUAUGGAGUGACUUUAGAAUAUCCUGGAGACAAUUUUUACCCCAGACCUGGAAGUAUAAGCCUUCUUCCCCCCUUGGCGCUUUCCCAGCUGUAGUUAGUUUGGGUCCGACCAAAAACGAUUUCAUGCUGGUAUCUGCAACUUUUACAAAGACAAUUAGAACACUAAUAAAUAUGAAAGUGGAAGAUACUUAGAGAUAGAAUUUAUAAAAUGAGUUCUGGAGAAAAUUAUCCAGGCUAGUUUGCCUCCUAUUAGGUGUGAGAGGAAAAAACACCCACUUUUUUAAUUUUAUAAACAACUUUAUUAAUGUCAAGCAGUGAUUAACAUGCACAUCUAUUACGUCACAUCAUACAAAUGUAAACACCAACUGUUUUUUCUGUGCUCUCACCCAUAACAAGCAGCACAGAAGACUUCUGUAACCAGGUGUGCAGGGAGUUCUCCCCAUAGUGAGCAUGCAAUAAAUUCUGCAGGGGAAGCUUGCUGGGUAUCUAACAUUUCAAAUCCUCCAGGUAGUGUUGGCGUCAGAUCCCACAGGUUGAGGGCUCAGUCCCACGAGACUCCCUGCCAGCUCCAUCUUAAACUCCGAGAUGUGUUACUUGUGCUUUGGACUGACUGGCUCUUUUAGGGAGACUUCAUUGGACAGACAGGAUUGAAGAGUGGAGUAGAGAAACUCAGGAAGGCCUGUCCGGAUUCUCACUGGCCCCUGUAUAGCAUUCCUGCCUUCAGGGUAUAGGCAAAACUCCUUUCUGAAAUGGGAGUCUUCUGCCCAGCAAUCAGACAAGGUUUCUUUAAAAGCGAUUGAAGAGAAGAAUUCAAAAUGCCUGAAAAUCCUGCCGCAGAUAAACUGCAGGUGCUCCAGGUCCUUGAUCGCCUGAAAGGGAAGCUGCAGGAGAAGGGAGACACAUCGCAGAAUGAGAAGCUGUCUCUGUUUUACGAGACCCUGCGAAGUCCUCUCUUCAACCAGAUCCUCACCCUGCAGCAGUCCAUCAAGCAGCUGAAAGGGCAGCUCAGCCACGUACCCUCAGAUUGUUCAACCAACUUUGAUUUUUCGAGGAAGGGUUUGUUGGUGUUCACAGAUGGUUCCAGUAGUAACGGGAAGGCCAAUAGGCCCUCUAAUAACGGGGCGGUAUCUGGGUUAUUUCCUUGGACCCCGAAGCUGGGAAAUGAGGAGUUCAACUCCAUCAUUCAACAGAUGGCUCAGGGCCGGCAAAUUGAAUGUAUAGAUAUAGAACGACCUUCAACUGGUGGCCUUGGAUUCAGCGUGGUGGCCCUUAGAAGACAAAAUUUGGGGAUUGAUAUCUUUGUGAAGGAAGUACAACCAGGGAGUGCAGCAGACAGGGAUCAGAGACUGAAGGAGAAUGACCAGAUACUGGCCAUUAAUCGCACGCCUCUGGAUCGGAACGUUUCCCACCAGCAAGCGAUUGCUCUCCUACAACAAACCACCGGCUCCUUGGGUCUGGUUGUGGCCAGGGAGCCAGUACACGUGAAAAGCAGUUCUUCUGCCAGCCUGACUGAGACAACCGUUCCUGAAACAGUUCACUGGGGUCAUAUUGAAGAUGUUGAGCUCAUUAACGAUGGCUCAGGAUUGGGUUUUGGAAUAGUUGGAGGAAAAUCGUGUGGCGUGGUUGUGAGGACGAUAGUUCCUGGAGGAUUAGCAGAUCGAGAUGGAAGACUUCAGACAGGGGACCACAUCUUGAGGAUCGGUGGCACAAACGUGCAGGGCAUGACCAGUGAGCAAGUUGCUCGAGUUCUCAGGAACUGUGGGAGUUCCGUCAGGAUGCUUGUUGCCAGAGACCCAGUUGGCGAGACUUCAGUGCCCCCUCCUGCCCCGGCAGCCUUACCUGUUGCCCUCCCGACAGUGGCCAGCAGGAGCCCUGGUUCUGAUAGUUCUCUUUUUGAGACUUACAAUGUUGAACUCAUUAAAAAAGAUGGACAGAGUCUCGGGAUUAGAAUCAUCGGCUAUGUCGGGGCAUCUCACGCAGGGGAGGGAUCUGGAAUUUAUGUGAAAAACAUCAUCCCCGGCAGCGCUGCCUUCCACAACGGCCACAUUCAAGUGAAUGACAAAAUAGUUGCUGUUGAUGGUGUAAAUAUUCAGGGUAUGGCCAACCAGGAUGUUGUUGAAGUUUUACGGAAUGCGGGGCAGGUGGUGCACCUGACCCUGGUUCGCAGGAAGACAUCGUCAUCUGCUUCUCCACUCGAGCAGCCUUCAGACAGAGGAAUUGUAGAACCACCAAAAACAUCGUCUGUCUUCCUAACUGGAGCAGUGGAAACAGAAAGUAAUUUGGAUGGUGAAGAUGAGGAAGUUGAAGAAAGAAUGGAUAAUCUAAAAAACGAUGGUGUACAAGCCUUAGACAAAUUGGAAAGAGUUCCAGACUCUCCAGAAAAAAAUGAACUGAAAUCCAGAUGGGAAAGCCUUUUGGGUCCUGAUUAUGAAGUAAUGGUGGCUACUUUGGACACACAAAUUGCGGAUGAUGCUGAGUUACAAAAAUAUUCAAAGCUGCUGCCCAUUCACACUCUGAGGCUCGGCGUGGAAGUGGACUCCUUCAACGGGCACCAUUAUAUCUCUUCAAUAGUCCCUGGGGGUCCUGUGGACACCUUGUGUCUCCUACAGCCGGAAGACGAGCUUCUCGAGGUCAAUGGCGUGCAGCUGUACGGCAAAUCUCGCAGAGAAACAGUCUCCUUUCUGAAGGAAGCUCCACCCCCUUUUACCCUGGUGUGCUGUCGAAGGUUGUUUGAUGAUGAGGCCUCUGUAGAUGAACCAAGGACCCCCGAAACCUCUGCUCCGGAUGUGGAGGUGGAGCACAGUGGAGACAACAGCCCUGGAGAGGAUGAGGAGGGAGAGUUAGCGCUCUGGUCACCCGAGGUCAAGAUCGUCGAGCUGGUAAAAGAUCAGAAAGGCUUGGGAUUCAGCAUUUUGGACUACCAGGACCCUUUAGAUCCCACAAGAUCAGUGAUCGUGAUCCGUUCCCUGGUAGCAGAUGGAGUGGCGGAGAGAAGUGGUGAGCUCUUACCUGGAGACCGCUUGGUCUCCGUCAACGAGUACUGUCUGGACAACAGCACGCUCGCCGAAGCUGUGGAGGUUUUGAAAGCUGUGCCGCCAGGCACUGUGUACCUUGGCAUCUGUAAGCCUUUGGUGGAAGAUGAUAAAGAAGAAGAAAGUUGUUACACUUUACAUUCAAGCAACAAUGAAGAUCAGACUGAACUUUCAGGAGCAAUUCAUGAUAUAAAUUCAUCUUUAAUUCUUGAAGCACCCCAGGGAUUUAGAGACGAACCACAUUUUAAAGAAGAACUUGUGGAUGAACCAUUUCUAGAUUUGGGAAAGGCUUUCCAGUCCCAACAAAAAGAGAUAGACCACAGCCAGGAGGCCUGGGAGAUGCAUGAACUCCUGACUCCCAGUCUGCGGGAGACGGAUGAAGAGAGGGAGAUGCUUGUGGAUGAAGAAUACGAGCUGUAUCAAGAUCACUUUCAGUCCAUGGAGUUGUAUCCCCCGGCACACAUUCGAGAGCCCCCUCCCGUACCCUCCAUGACGGAGUUUCACUUUGCAACACAGUGGCUACCUGACAGUGAGCCGCUUGAGUCUGAAGAACCAGGAUCCCUGAGGAGCGUGUAUUCCCAGGAGACUCAGCAGUACGGCUGCUGCCCUGAAAACAUGAUGAAAGAAAACCUUGUCAUGGAUUCCCUACCAGCCGAAGGAAACAGUCAGCAAAGCAGAUUUGAUGAUCUGGAAAAUCUUAAUUCAUUAGCCCAAAGCAGUCUGGAUUUAGGCAUGAUUUGCAGUGAGGUCCCGGGGCCUGGCUUGCUUGUUGACCUUCCUGCUGUGACUCAACCACGGGAACAAGAUUUGCCUUUGUAUCCACUCCCCAGGAUGCGGCUUGCCUUGAAGGGCUCAGCACACACAGGAGUGUUGUCUUCUAGAUACACCACCAGUGCCUGUGAGUUACCUGAGAGAGAAGAAGGUGAAGGGGAAGAAACUCCGAACUUCAGUCACUGGGGCCCACCAAGAAUUGUUGAGAUAUUCAGGGAGCCCAAUGUGUCUCUUGGUAUCAGUAUUGUUGGUGGACAAACUGUUAUAAAACGCCUGAAGAAUGGAGAGGAGCUGAAAGGUAUAUUCAUCAAACAAGUCUUAGAAGACAGUCCAGCAGGAAAAACAAAUGCCCUGAAAACUGGAGACAAAAUACUGGAGGUGUCUGGAGUGGAUCUGCAGAAUGCGUCUCACCGAGAAGCCGUGGAGGCCAUUAAGAACGCAGGGAACCCGGUGGUGUUCGUGGUGCAGAGCUUGUCACCCACCCCAAGAGUCAUUCCUAAUGUGCAUAACAAGGACAACAAAAGUGCCAACCCCCAGGACCAAGGCACCCAAGGAAAAAGAGAAAAGAGGCAGGGAGCUGCUCCGCCCCCCAUGAAGCUGCCGCCUCCUUACAGAGCUCCGGCCGAGGACAGCGAUGAAGACGCCGAGAAAUGUGCCCUUCCCGACGAAAAAAUCAGGCAAAGAUACGCAGAUCUGCCUGGAGAACUGCACAUUAUUGAACUUGAAAAGGAUAAGAAUGGCCUUGGACUCAGCCUUGCUGGCAACAAAGACAGAUCUCGAAUGAGCAUAUUUGUGGUGGGAAUCAACCCAGAAGGACCAGCCGCAGCAGAUGGACGAAUGCGAGUUGGAGAUGAGCUGUUAGAGAUAAACAGUCAGAUCCUGUAUGGAAGAAGUCAUCAAAAUGCAUCUGCCAUUAUUAAGACUGCCCCUUCAAAGAUCAGGCUGGUCUUCAUCAGGAACGAAGACGCAGUCAAUCAGAUGGCCGUCACGCCCUUCCCGUUGCCGGCAAGUUCCCCAUCUUCUGUUGAGGAUCAGAGUGGCAUGGAACCUCUUAGUGAGGAAGACAGCAGCCUUGAAGUUGGUACUAAACAAUUGCCUGGACGUGGAAACUCUGAUCUGGGAGACGUGCCCCAGGUGGUUCAGGGCCCAGUGGCAGAUGAGCAGCAGACGCCGGAGUCCCCUCCUGACAGUGCUGUCCCCCAGAUGAAACAGCAAAAGUACUCGACCAAAGUCUCCUUUAGCUCACAAGAGAUACCAUUAGCACCAACUCCAUCAUACCAGUCUACAGAUGCGGAGUUCACAGACUAUGGUGGCUUCCAGCCUCCUCUGUCAGUGGACCCUGCAACGUGUCCCAUUAUCCCUGGACAGGAAAUGAUUAUAGAAAUAUCCAAGGGACGUUCAGGGCUUGGUCUCAGCAUUGUGGGAGGAAAAGACACACCCUUGGAUGCUAUCGUGAUACACGAAGUCUAUGAGGAAGGAGCUGCAGCCAGGGAUGGGCGCCUGUGGGCUGGCGACCAGAUCCUAGAGGUUAACGGGAUCGACCUGAGGAGCUGUCGCCAUGAAGAUGCCAUCACCGCUCUCAGGCAGACGCCCCAGAAGGUGCGGCUGGUGGUGUACAGAAACGAGGCCCACAGCAGGGACGAGGAGAACCUGGAGAUCUUCCCUGUGGAUCUGCAGAAGAAAGCCGGCCGAGGACUGGGCCUGAGCAUCGUUGGGAAACGAAAUGGAAGCGGAGUGUUUAUUUCUGACGUUGUGAAAGGCGGAGCUGCAGACCUCGAUGGAAGAUUGAUUCAGGGAGAUCAGAUUUUAUCUGUGAACGGGGAGGACAUGAGAGACGCCUCACAGGAGACCGUGGCCACUGUCCUCAAGUGUGCGCAGGGCCUUGUGCAGCUAGAGAUGGGAAGACUCCGAGCUGGUUCCUGGACCUCGGCAAGGAAGACUCCGCAGCUCAGUCAGGGGAGCCAGCACAGCAGCUGCCGUCCUUCCCUGGCUCCCGUCAUCGCCGGCCUGCAGAACCUGGUUGGCACAAAAAGAGCCUCUGAACCUGCCCAGAAGAGUCCAGGCACAGUCACGGUGCCGAGGACUGUUGAGAUAAUCAGGGAGCUGGGCGAUGCCCUGGGAAUCAGUAUUGCUGGAGGAAAAGGAAGUCCCUUAGGAGAUAUCCCUGUUUUUAUUGCCAUGAUUCAAGCCAGUGGAGUGGCUGCACGUACACAGAAGCUUAAAGUGGGAGAUCGGAUUGUCAGCAUUAAUGGGCAACCUUUGGAUGGGCUGUCUCAUGCGGAUGUGGUUAAUCUGCUGAAGAACGCCUACGGGCGCGUUAUCCUGCAGGUUGUUGCGGAUACUAAUAUAAGUGCCAUAGCAACUCAGCUUGAAAACCUGUCUACAGGCCACCGCCUUGGUUCACCCACUGCUGAACACCAUCCAGAAGACACAGAAACACCUUCACCUAAGAUUAUUACUUUGGAGAAAGGCUCUGAAGGCUUGGGGUUUAGUAUUGUAGGGGGUUAUGGAAGUCCCCAUGGAGACCUGCCAAUUUAUGUCAAGACUAUAUUUGCAAAGGGAGCAGCGGCAGAUGACGGCCGAUUAAAGCGAGGCGAUCAGAUUUUAGCUGCUAAUGGUGAGACCCUGGAAGGUGUUACUCAUGAGCAAGCAGUUGCCAUUCUAAAACACCAGAAGGGGACUGUCACCUUAACUGUGCUGUCAUGAGCCUCAGGUCCUCAUCACAAAACAGAUGUCAUGUAAAAUAAUCCAUAGCGAGCUGAAGUCCUGGGUGGGGAUGGACAGCCACUGCAUCUCAAAUCCACCUUCAUUUUUACCAUCUCAUCCUCUCUGCUCAGGGGAAAUAGCUGAGGUUUUAUGUGAAUUUCCCAAAUCAACAGUCAUCUCCUAAUAUUUCCCAGCUUCUGUCACCUCUUGGCAAGGUUACUUUCUAACGUUUGAAUGAGUCUUACCCAUUUUGCAUUUAACACCCAUGUUUGCCAACUAGCAGUAACUGGUCCUCAUUAUAUUUGUGGAAACUGGAAUCGAUGGCCUCUCUUUCCUUACACCCCUGUCUCCCUGCCCCUUCCUACUCACAGGGAGGCUUAAGAGUAACCUCAGAUCUCACUGAUGCACAGAAACAAAUGUUAAGCAACUUGUCAUCUCACUCAUGAUUGACUUAUGCUAAUUGCCUCUUCAAGUAAGCCGGAAAACAUUAGCAGUGUAAUUAACUCACUAGUGAUCCUCGGGAAGAAAUACCACAUUCUCCUGUGGGAAAUUACUAUGCUGUCUCCUGUAUGACUUACAGUCAAAUAAGUCUCAAGUUCACUUCUCUGGAUAGAUCUUUAUACGUUAGUCAUUAGUGAUUUUGAUGAGUCAAUUUGCAGACUGUAAGCUUCUAAAAAAUUCUGAAAGGCUUUCUGUUUUCUGGGCUACCUACACACAUACCACUGAGCAAAUACACCUGACUCUCAACAUGAACAGCUAGUUAGCGACUGUGCUCUGAACUCUGGCAGUGCAAGAGUUCAAGUCCAGGAAAGUUCAUUUGCAAUUAAUGGCUCGUUAGUAGCAGGCAUCAUUCCCCGCGCCCCCCUCAGUCUUCAGUCGGAGAGGUGGAUACCCCAGAAGCACACUGCAGAUCAGCAAGCUUUGCCUCAUGACAGCCAAGGUUUGGGUGGCCUUGGCCUUGUGCAAAGUAGAGUGACAGUUUGAUUAUCCUUCCCUUUACCUCCACACCUGUCAGUCCCACAGCACAGACUGCAGGCGCCUAGAUGGACGGCGUGCUUAGCUGCAGCAUGACAGAGCCAGUCCACUGAGCCGAGGGGUCAGUGACAAAAACGCUUGGCUGGUAUUUUCUGGUGUCCAGGGACCCUCUGAUUUGCAGACGUUUUGCAUGCUAAGAAAUUAACUACAGCAAAAAAUAUAAAAUAGGAAUACGUUUAAAAUUGGUCAAGGAGGGCGGCGCCUAUGGCUCAAUGAGUAGGGCGCUGGCCCUAUAUACUGAAGGUGGUGGGUUCAAACCCAGCCCCGGCCAAACUGCAACAAAAAAUAGCCGGGCGUUGUGGCGGGCGCCUGUAGUCCCAGCAACUUGGGAGGCUGAGGCAAGAGAAUCGCCUAAGCCCAGAAGCUGGAGGUUGCUGUGAGCUGUGACGCCACAGCACUCUACUGAAGGCGAUAAAGUGAGACUCUGUCACUAAAAAAAAUAAUAAUAAUAAAAUUGGUCAAGGGGAUUCUUAUUCACAUGUUAGCAGGAAAAGAGGAGAGAUGCUUAUCAGAAUCUUCUAUUUAAAAAAUUCUUUGAAGAAUGAGAUUCCGGGGUCACUAACAGAAUGAGUCCAACAUUUUCUAACUACGGUACAAUGCUGCAAAAUCUUUCACAGUAAUUAUUGACAUUUAAUGGGCUCUAAUUUAAAGGUUAUUUAAUAAGUAUAGGUUUUAAUUGAGAAUUAUCUUUGAAUAGAUGCAAUCACAAAGUGCGUUAACUCUUGUUGGAAUAUUUUAUGGCUAUUCCAAGGUGUAUAGAGUGCCUAAAUUUUAUGUUGAAAAUGUCUUUCAUGACUUCUGUUGACUUCUCUGAAAUUACAUAUGGCUUUUGAAACGUCUGGUGUGUUCAUGGUCCACGAUGUUGAUAGAAUCUCAUCUUUAAAUGUGUGAGAAGCUACCAGCUUCAGAACAUGCUGUGUUAAUUGUAUCUGCAAUGACGCCGCUCACGAGCCAAGAAGAAAUGAAACCCAACAAAACUUGAAAAUGCAUCUUCAAAGCAUAUACACAUGUAAAACGUCUGAAAUCUGAUUCUGCUUGAUUUCGGUGGAAUGACCCAUUAAAUAUGCAUUUUUUAAGUAACCUGUUGUCACAUUUCCUUGUAUAUUCUUUUUGGUGAUGAUACUCAAAGUCCACUGAUAAAGGAAUUGUGAUGCUUUAUUCCUCUUGCUUCAGUAAAUUGAUAGAACUAGUGCUUUUCAUAACUGGUUCCAUCUGUGCCUGCAUGACUAAUAAAUAAUUGCCUUUCCAUUGC
Messenger RNA from Nycticebus coucang (slow loris), 8896 nucleotides. It is a transcript of the gene PATJ, whose product is annotated as PATJ crumbs cell polarity complex component. The record is from RefSeq and is a predicted model, not a curated record. Gene Ontology annotation, molecular function: protein binding. Lineage: Eukaryota; Metazoa; Chordata; Mammalia; Primates; Lorisidae.